GAGGAAGAGCGUUUUUUUUUUUUUUUUGAAACUUGGUUAUUUUAUUCUUGCAUAUGCAUAAAAAUAGUAUUUUCUAACAUGUAAAAUAAAAAUAUUUUAAUUUUUUUAUUGAUCGAUGAUUUUUAAGACAAAGAGUUGAAAAAUAAUCACGUUAUCACAUGGAUUAUUCAGCUAAAUAUCACAUGUGUGUGUCCAGAAAUCAGAAUCAGAAUCAGGAAUCAGCAUCGCUAUCUCCAAAACCAUAGUUGUUUGUUUGUAGUUUUUCUGUCUCAUCUUCCUUUCCUUUUGCGAACGAACAAGUUUGACUUUUCCUAUUUUUUCUCUUCUUCAAGUCAAAAUAAUCCCAACAAGAUAUUCUCAACUCAACAGUAUACAUUGUUGACUUUUAGAGAAUCUCUACACUGACCAACAUGAGUGUAGAUCUGAAGAAAACUGCCUCUAAUGGCAAUGAGAAAAUGUUAAUAACACAAGAACAGCAGGGAAAGAUCAAUGAGGUGAGAAGGUUAAUCGGGCCACUGUCUGGUAAGGCAUUCGUUUAUUGUUCUGACACAUCCAUCACAAGGUAUUUAAGGGCACGAAAUUGGAAUGUCAAGAAGGCGGCUAAAAUGUUGAAGCAGACACUUAAAUGGAGAGAAGAAUAUAAACCAGAAGAGAUCCGCUGGGAAGAUAUUGCUCAAGAAGCAGAGACCGGAAAGAUCUACAGAUCAAAUUAUAUUGACAAGCAUGGGAGAACAGUACUUGUAAUGAGACCUGCUCGUCAGAAUUCGAAGUCAACAAAAGGACAAAUUAAGUAUUUGGUGUACUGCAUGGAGAAUGCUAUUUUAAAUCUUUCACCAGAACAGGAACAGAUGGUCUGGCUGAUUGAUUUCCAGGGUUUCAAUAUGUCACACAUAUCUAUCAAAGUGACACGCGAAACUGCCCAUGUAUUACAAGACCAUUAUCCUGAACGGCUGGGUCUGGCAAUACUAUACAAUCCACCUAAAAUCUUCGAACCAUUCUUCACGAUGGUAAAGCCCAUAUUAGAGACCAAGACUUAUAACAAAGUCAAGUUCGGUUAUUCCGAUGAUCAGAAUACCAAGAAGAUUAUGGAGGAUUUGUUUGAUUUAGAGCAUCUUGAAUCUGCUUUCGGUGGGAAUGAUAAUACACCAUUUGACAUAAAUAAAUAUGCUGAGAGAAUGAAAGAAGAUGAUAAGAAGAUUCCUUCUUUCUGGACAAGGGAAAUCUCACCAUCUUCAGUCCCAAUUGAUGUUCCUUCUUUAGAUUCGAUUAAAUUAGACACAGAUUCUGAUGCCUCUGACAAUGAGAAAAUAGUUUCUUCUUCUGACUCAGUUACUGAUACUGGCUCCGUCGACCCUGAUCAAAACUCAGUUAUUCAAGAGGAUCGGAAUACGAGUGCUGCUAUGCAUUAGAACGAGAAAUUAUAAAACUCAGCGCCUCUGAAAUUAUAUAUAGGCACUGAGGUAAUACAAUGUUGUGAAAUUAUUUUCUUGCUUGAAAUUUAGAAUCAAGAGACUUAUUGUUAACUUGAUGUUGGCUUUAAGAUGACAGAUGAUUUUACUUAUUGGAUUAAAGUUCUAACCUUGUGAUAGGCAUGGAAUGCUUUUGAUAAUAUUUAUCUGCUUUCUGCCCUCAUGAAUGGUUCAUAAUGGUGGUUCUCUCUA
This is a messenger RNA of Trifolium pratense (red clover), 1661 nucleotides long. Its product is annotated as phosphatidylinositol transfer protein 3-like. The record is from RefSeq and is a predicted model, not a curated record. Lineage: Eukaryota; Viridiplantae; Streptophyta; Magnoliopsida; Fabales; Fabaceae. The transcript has 6 exons. The coding region runs from base 411 to 1409 and encodes 332 amino acids. Gene Ontology annotation, molecular function: phosphatidylinositol transfer activity.